UACCAUUUGAUCAACAUGAAAUCAUCUCUGACUCUGCUGUGUCAGGUGGUAUGGGUGAAUGUGGAUGCUUCAUCAGCUCAGACUGGUUUUUCCUCUGCUCCUCUGUCAGUGUGCACGGGACCUCUUCCGAAUGUGCCCAAUGCCGGGGUCACUGAGGAAAGCAUCAAAGAAGAGUACAAAGAGGGGGCCAUCCUCCUCUUUUCCUGCAACGUUGGCUUUGUACCAGCAGGCAGAACAAGUUAUUUGUGUGAGAAGCAGAAGUGGGUGGUGUUACGUCAGGGGAAAUGCAAGCCUAAACCAUGUGAGCUCCCUGAGGAAACUGCCAAUGGCCACUACACCAUCCACCUCGGGGAUGACUUUGUCUUUGGGGCCGUUCUCAAAUACACUUGCAAUGAUGGUUAUCAGAUGGUGAGCAAAAUGGACAGCAGGACCUGUAUGGUAGCAGGAUGGAGCAACCACAUGCCCAUAUGUGAAGUGGUGAGUUGUGUCCCCGAGGCUACAGAUGGACGGGUGGUUGUGAGCGGUCUGCCAGAUGAUGGUGGUCUUAUACAGUACGGUCAUGAGCUCAGGUUCAGCUGCCCCAACCCAGAACACCAACUGGAGGGAAACCCACAGGUUGUGUGCGCCGCGGGGGGGAGGUGGAACAGCCGUUUCCCCACCUGUGAAGACGUGACUUGUGAAGCUGUGGAGAGGAUUAAUCAUGUGAAUGUGAUAGGAGUUCCCCAAAACAACAGCACCAUGAAGUAUGGGCACAGGUUACAGUUUGAGUGCAGCAACCCUAGCCACGUUCUGAAGGGGGAAUCAGAAGUCGUCUGCUCAACCAAUGGACAGUGGAGUCACUCCUUUCCAAUAUGUGAUGAGCCCAAGAAAUUCUGUGGACCACCUCCACAUCUCAUUAACGGAGAUACAGUGAACCGUGCCAGAGAACGUUACAGAAACGGAGAAUCAGUUCAUUAUGUCUGCCAGAAAUACUACAUCCUUGAUUCCCCUUCAUCCUACAAGACGUGUAGUGACGGGAUCUGGAUAGGACCGAUGACCUGCCUGAAACCCUGCACUGUGGAUGAAGAGCUCAUGAAUGCACAGAACAUCCAAUUUAAACAUCCUCCAGAUACAAAUAAACUCUAUGCCACACAUGGGGACCAUAUCACUUUUAAGUGUUCUGGUAAUAGCAGACUUAGCCCAGGUAGUGUUGAUUUGCGUCAGCAGUGUAUAAAUGGGGUCAUGAACUUGCCUCAUUGCCAAUAGUGGAUUCAGCUUACGAGAAGAGAUGGCUACUGGCUUGUUGGACAAACAUGCCAAUGGAUAACCUGUCAAUAGUUUGCUCAAAUUAUUUGUUCUGGGGCUUUGUGUAAACUAAGCAACAUAGAUUUCACAGGAGUUGUUUUUCAUGUCUGUCCGAACUUCAAUAAAGUACCUCUGGUUUUGAAUGAUCA
Molecule: messenger RNA, 1433 nt
Organism: Coregonus clupeaformis (lake whitefish)
Lineage: Eukaryota; Metazoa; Chordata; Actinopteri; Salmoniformes; Salmonidae
Product: complement factor H
Exons: 8
Coding region: 16-1245 (409 amino acids)
Source: RefSeq, a predicted model, not a curated record